Pogonomyrmex barbatus (red harvester ant) is the source of this 1566-nucleotide messenger RNA. RefSeq lists its product as uncharacterized. The record is from RefSeq and is a predicted model, not a curated record. NCBI's taxonomy places the organism in Eukaryota, Metazoa, Arthropoda, Insecta, Hymenoptera, Formicidae.
UGCUCUUUUUUGACUCUUUUCUCUCACUGGCUGGUUUUUAUCCUAAUAAGAGGAAAUGUCAUUUAUUUGUGUUAUUUCAUUACAUUGUAGACUUCCCUGGCACGUGCUUCGCGUCGACCAAGUGCGCGACUAUCGAGCCGGGAAAAUCGUGGGAGCUGUCACCGUUCUGCGGCCGUUCCACCUGCGUCUCCGCCGACGAUAACUCCGGCCGUUUGUUCGAACUGGUAGAGGACUGCGGCCCCCUGCCCAAAGCCAACCCUAAGUGCAAGCUCUCCGAUAAGACCAACAAAACCGCGAGCUUCCCCGAGUGCUGUCCGAUCUUCGAGUGCGAGGACGGCGCGACACUCGAGUACCCCGACAUUCCGACCUUGCCACCGCCGACCGAGGAUGCCGCGAAGGCGCAGCCGGAGGCGCCGAAGCCUUAAAUCCGACAGCACCCCUAUUCCCCCUGGGGGAGAAGGUCACGGUGUAGCCUCUUCGACGUGAUCUUUCGACGCGCAAAAACGGCAACCGACGAAAAUCAUCAGUACGGCGAUCAGUACGUUUCGAGGACUCCACUUUCCGAGGACGACUUUCGAUGAUCCACGCCACGAAAUAACGCCUGGAAUAACGCUAAAUAAGGAUACAAGAUGUAUUCGAGAUCUGCUUAGAUACGAAAGAACAAUGUUAGCUAUGCUAUUUUACGGUAUUUAUUAAUUAUUUCUCGACGACAAAUUGUCGUCGUGUGACGACAGCGAUCAAACCGAUGCCGCCGCACGUUGCGCUGGGACGACGCUUACUCUCCGUUACUCGUUCCUCUAUCCACGUUGCUCUUCCAGCUCGAUUAUGAAUUAUUUGACAGGAUUGCGCAACGUUUGUGUGCCGAUCGCGACGAGGCCGUACCGUGAUACCGCUCACCGCCCAACAUGAUCCCGUACGCAAUCCAGAUUAAACUAACUUGUAUAUAAAUCCAGGCUGCGCCCUUUGCAAACUGCGAGCACGAUAAAAGCUUUUCCGAAACGCACCAGUUCUUCCUUCGAUUUGUAAUCUUAUUGUAAUCCAUCUUGACCCACCCCGCCCAGGUUAGCUUUCCCCCACAUUCUUUUACUACCUAUUCAAUCCCCGAACGCAUGGUUUACUUUAAGUUAAAAAAAAAAAUUUUUUUUAAAAGAAGUGAGAUAACAGAAGUGGCUUUGCCGAAGUCAGAUAUCUAUGUGAAAGCAAAAUAUUUUAAAAUUCUCAAAAAGAUUUGAUAGGAGAUAUUGAUUGUAUAAUGAAUGAAUUUCACAAAGAAAUGAUCGGGACGUAAAUUUAAAUUUUCCGGAAAAUCUAUCCUAGCGAAAAAGAUCGCAAAUGUAUUCUAGUGUGAUUACUCUUUUAUAUUUUAGUCGCGCACGAGCGUUUGAAAGGUUUAGACACUUUUUAACAAUAUACUUUUAAUGACAAUCAACUUUGCUAACGGCGCAUUUUUUGAUUUAAAUUCUUUUUCAACAUAUGACAAAUUAUUUCAUAGCGGAGUCUGGCGUAUGAAUCGUAAAUAUGUGUGAUUGUAAUUAUAUGUGAUUAAAUUAAUACUUAUUUAAUUCA